This is a messenger RNA of Triticum urartu, 504 nucleotides long. NCBI's taxonomy places the organism in Eukaryota, Viridiplantae, Streptophyta, Magnoliopsida, Poales, Poaceae. The record is from RefSeq and is a predicted model, not a curated record.
UACCAUUUCACAUAAGAAGAUGGCCAGUGUUAAGGCAAUAGGAGUUUUAUGCUUCCUAGUCUUUGUGGCCCUCUCUUCAUAUCCACACCGUGCACAAGCAGAUCACUGCUUCGCGGAUAAAAGUAAGGUGAUGAGGGAAUGCUGGAGGAACAUUGGGAAGAAUGUUGGCGAGCACCCCCUUCUACACGGGAGCGUCUGUUGCCAGGUGAUAAGGGCAGCAACAGACAUCCACUGCGUCUGUGAUAAAUUCACAACUGGUGAACUGGCUAGGAUCAGUCUGGCCAAAUUUGCCAUGGCUACACAUGUAUGCGGCAAUGGGUUGCGUGCACACACUCACUGUGCAGGUUACACAGUUCCUGUUAUAACGCUACCUGCACCCCCACCUCCAGGCAGUACCUAGAAAUUCAUUGUAAGGGAUGUCUGAUAAUGUGGAGAAAUAAAUGAAUAAAAAAAAGAAUGAUGUGUCAUUUGCAUAAAGAGUUCUUUAUUUGGAUGCAAAUAAUA